Messenger RNA from Cryptomeria japonica (Japanese cedar), 1128 nucleotides. Its product is annotated as GDSL esterase/lipase APG-like. The record is from RefSeq and is a predicted model, not a curated record. Gene Ontology annotation, molecular function: nucleic acid binding; hydrolase activity, acting on ester bonds. The coding region runs from base 1 to 1128 and encodes 375 amino acids. The transcript is spliced from 6 exons. NCBI's taxonomy places the organism in Eukaryota, Viridiplantae, Streptophyta, Pinopsida, Cupressales, Cupressaceae.
AUGGGGAACCUUCUCGGAUGUUUGACAAAGGAGUAUGGGCAAGCUUGGUAUCAGAUCAUUCAUCAAGAUGAAUUUUCUUACAAUGAUAGUGUGAAUCGAUCAACCGAUAAGAGUCCUUUUGAAGUAGUUUAUGGCCUUCAUCCCAGAGGUGUUUUGGAGCUUAGAGAAAUUGAGGAGAUGGGACAACCAAGUGGGCAUGUUGUUGACAUGGCUCACUCCAUGAAGGAGAUUCAUGAGCAAAAACGUGAAACAAAAAAAAAGGACAGUGUAAGAUGCAGAUUUAUUUCGGAGAGCUUGCAGUACCCCAAAGGCCUGAGAUGUUAUACAGAAGUCUUAGAGAAUUCUGUAUUUGUUAUGGAAGGAGAUUAUAUUGCUUUCAGCAUUUUUUUUCUAAGUUUACUUCUUCUUACAUUUUAUGUCCCUCGGGCGGAAGGACAAACCGAACGGCUAGUUUCAGCGUAUUACGUGUUUGGAGACUCAGGAAUAGAUACCGGUAACAAUAAUGUUCUUCCUACUCUUGUCAGAGCUGACUUCCCUCCCUACGGAAGAGAUUUCCCAAACGGUCAACCUACUGGCAGAUUUACAAAUGGAAGAUUAGUUACAGACCAACUAUCUGAACUGUUGGGACUUCCAGAUUUGCUGCCUGCAUAUUUGGAUCCCGCAUUUCAAGGACAAAAGCUGCUGACAGGUGCCAGUUUUGGUUCAUCUGCUUCAGGAUUAGCAGACAGUACUUCUAUUCCUAUGAGUGUUUUGCCACUGGAGAAACAAAUUGAAAAUUUCAGGCGCUAUAAAGAACAGCUUGCAAGAUUAUUUGGGCAUGAAACUGCCAACAUGACCGUUUCUGAAGCAUUAUUUAGUUUAAACUCAGGAACUAAUGACUUUUGCAAUAACUAUUACUUAAAUCCUUUUACCAGGGGAAUUUAUACCGUCGAACAGCUCCAGGAUAUGCUUCUCGAGUCUCUAAGUGAAUUUAUAUGGAAUGUUUCCAGAGAGGGUGCUACUAAACUUGCCAUUUUUAGUGUUCCUCCUUUUGGUUGUUUGCCUUCCCAAAUUGCUCUCUACGACAUAACGGGGAAAAAUUGUGUCGAGGAGUUUAAUGAGGUUGCGAGAUCCUUCUGUGGAAUAUGA